This is a messenger RNA of Anoplophora glabripennis (Asian longhorned beetle), 1568 nucleotides long. RefSeq names its product vacuole membrane protein 1-like. Bases 123 to 1442 code for a protein of 439 amino acids. Lineage: Eukaryota; Metazoa; Arthropoda; Insecta; Coleoptera; Cerambycidae. The transcript is spliced from 7 exons. The record is from RefSeq and is a predicted model, not a curated record.
GACACUUUCUACGACAGUGUUCACUUUUACAAGUUCUGUUUAAUAAAACUUAUUAUAUUAACUGUAAUGUGUUUAAUAUUAAGUAUUUCCUGAAGUAUAGUUCGAGAUUGGACAUAGCAAAAAUGUCUGGUAGGAAAACUAGAAAAUCCUCAGUGAAUAAGCAGAACAUAAAAAAUGUAUCCAGCCUCGCUUCUAGUAGUUCAAACAAUAUAAGCAAUUCUGCCAGUAGAUCUAAAUCAGUUGACGAGUUGUUGUCGCUGACUAAAGAACAACUGAAGAACGAAUGUCGACAAAGAGGGCUAAAAAUGUCCGGCACCAAAACUGAACUGGUUCAAAGGUUGGAUAACAAAAUGACAAGUGGUGCAAGAAAGGACGGAGCCCCCACAAUUAACGGUAGUAAUUUACAAAACAACAUAAGAACAAAGAAUCAUGCGGAACAACAGAAAAGAGAGAAAGAAAGACAAGACAGGGAGAGCUUGGUGUUAUGGAAGAGACCCAUAGUCACGGUUGAAUAUUUUAUUAGAGAAGUUAUUAUAUUAUUAUCGACAUAUGGUAAAAAGAUAUUAACAAAUCAGAAACUUGUAUCACUAGGUCUUAUAUCAGUAUUAUCAGUAUACAUAUUAAUGAAUUCCAAAGGACCACAUCAAAAUUUAGUACAAGGCAUGUAUAAGAAAUUAUUAUGGUGUUUAUACUGGAUAGGUUUAGGUAAAAUUGUAUGCCCAAACGAAAGAGACCCUCUUUCCAUAACGAUAUUAUCUAUAAUGUCCAAAGUUAGACUGGAAGCCAUGUGCUGGGGAGCCGGAACGGCUUUAGGGGAACUUCCCCCCUAUUUCAUGGCACGUGCGGCAAGAUUGUCAGGAAUAGAUCCUGACGACGACGAUGAUUUAAAGGAACUCGAGGAACUUGAACGGAAAAAGAACAAUCAUGGAGAGUUAACGCUCAUCGAAAGAGGGAAAAUACUGGUGGAGGAAGUCGUUCAAAAAGUUGGAUUUUUCGGCAUUCUAGCUUGCGCCAGUAUACCAAAUCCUCUCUUUGACUUGGCCGGAAUUACCUGCGGACACUUCCUGGUUCCUUUUUGGACCUUUUUCGGGGCAACGCUCAUAGGCAAGGCCAUAAUCAAGAUGCACAUACAGAAGCUGUUUGUUAUAAUAGCAUUCAACGAAUCUCUGAUAGAAACGGCUAUAGAGUGGCUAAAAGUGGUCCCGAUAAUAGGAGAGAGACUGCAAGUUCCGUUUAAGGCGUUCUUAGACGGGCAGAAGCUGAAGCUACACAAAAAGAGUGUUGGCAAAGUACAAGAAGCGGGGGGAAAUAUACUGGGUUCUAUUUUCGAGAAGUUCGUUAUCGGUAUGAUCCUGUAUUUCAUCAUUUCCAUCAUAAACUCUUUUGCUCAGUCUUACCACAAACGGUUACAUAAGAAACCCGCGAAAAUAAAUAAAGACUAGGAACCAGCACGACUAGUGAUUUUGAUUUUUAUGAAUGAAUGUAUUUUGUAGGUUUUUUUGUGAUUAUAUUUGUACAUAUAGAUUUUUGCCAACCAUUCCUGUUUAGAAUAAAAUUUGUGUAUGGAG